Doryrhamphus excisus (bluestripe pipefish) is the source of this 1251-nucleotide messenger RNA. It is a transcript of the gene evx2, whose product is annotated as even-skipped homeobox 2. Gene Ontology annotation, molecular function: DNA-binding transcription factor activity, RNA polymerase II-specific; RNA polymerase II cis-regulatory region sequence-specific DNA binding. The record is from RefSeq and is a predicted model, not a curated record. Gene Ontology annotation, biological process: regulation of transcription by RNA polymerase II. Gene Ontology annotation, cellular component: nucleus. Lineage: Eukaryota; Metazoa; Chordata; Actinopteri; Syngnathiformes; Syngnathidae.
AUGAUGGAGAGGAUAAGAAAGGAGAUGAUACUCAUGGAGAGGGGUCUGCAUAGUCCGGUGGCGGCAAAGAGGCUUGCAGAUUCGGCGGGGAAUUCAGUUCUGGAGGCCCUGGAGAACUCCCAGCACGGAGGACGGCUCAGCCCGAGAAUAACAUCCGCUUCCCUGCAUGGGAGUCUGGGGGACAUGCCGAGUAAAAGCAAGUUUGAGAUCGACAGUCUCUUUGGUUCUCAUCACGGCGGCGACAGCAGCCCAUCGGCGGAAAUUUCCUCAUCGGAGAGCAGGAAGAAAAUGAGCAUUUAUUCGGAAGUUUCCCAGGAAUCGGACAUCAACAGUGAUGUGGAAGUGGGGUGCCCCACGCAUCGUUCUCCCAGCCAGCACAAAGAAAACAAAGGUUUUUCAGACAGUAAUUCCGGAUCCUCCAACACAAGCUCAAGCUCCUUAUCCGGCAUGAAUGGAAACUCCACGGGGGCAUCAAACAGCAACUCCAACGCCGACCAAGUCAGGAGGUACCGGACAGCCUUCACCAGAGAGCAAAUUGGGAGGCUGGAGAAGGAGUUUUAUCGGGAAAAUUACGUUUCCAGGCCGAGGAGAUGCGAACUGGCUGCUGCUCUCAACCUCCCUGAAACAACCAUUAAGGUGUGGUUCCAGAACAGGCGCAUGAAGGACAAGAGGCAGAGGUUGGCCAUGUCGUGGCCCCAUCCAGCGGACCCCAGCUUCUACACCUACAUGAUGACGCACGCGGCCGCCACAGGAAGCCUCCCGUACCCCUUCCACUCGCACAUGCCCCUGCACUACUACCCCCACGUCGGCGUCACGGCAGCCGCGGCAGCAGCAGCCGCCACGGGCGCCGCCUCCUCGCCCUUCGCCACCUCCAUCCGGCCCCUCGACACCUUCCGAGCUCUCUCGCACCCUUACUCGCGACCGGAGCUCCUGUGCAGCUUCCGCCACCCUGGACUCUACCAGUCGCCGGCGGGCCUCAACAGCUCCGCGGCGGCUUCAGCUGCAGCCGCUGCCGCUGCAGCCGCCGCUGCGGUCAGCGCUCCGUCUGCCGGCGGGCCUUGCUCGUGUCUGAGCUGCCACAGCAGCCAGGCGGCGGGCGCCUUGAGCUCCAGGGCCGCCGGCGCCGACUUCACCUGCACGGCCUCGGGACAGAGAUCCGAGAGUGGAUUUUUGCCCUACUCGGCGGCUGUUCUCAGCAAGACCUCCGUGCCGUCACCGGACCAGCGAGAGGAGACGUCACUCAACAGAUAA